Molecule: messenger RNA, 1758 nt
Organism: Orbilia oligospora ATCC 24927
Lineage: Eukaryota; Fungi; Ascomycota; Orbiliomycetes; Orbiliales; Orbiliaceae
Exons: 2
Coding region: 1-1758 (585 amino acids)
Source: RefSeq, a predicted model, not a curated record
AUGUGCUACCAGUUCGUCCUCUAUACUGGGUGUGGCCACGAUCGAUCUUUGCUAUACUUUCGUGCGAGAUCCCAUACCAAAGAUUGCCUUUGUCGUUCUUUCUCGCGUCUCCCACAUCGCAUAGCUGUUUGCCCAGAAUGUGAUCGAGCCCUUAGAAUUGCUCGUGGACAGCCUGUUCCACAAGACCACCUCACCGAAGAGAACCGGGCCAAGUGUCAAGCCUGGCGUGAGAUCCUUGACAACGAGGUCAAGGAUGCUGAAAACAAGAGACUCACUCGUGAGGCUCGCGAAAACGGUAAGGACGUGUCUACCGUUACCAUCGGACGGGAAGUCCAUGUAGCUGCCCGCCAUCUCAAGCAUGCCAAUGCCCACAAGCAAAGGCUUGAGAACCGAAUCAAGAACGGGAAGAAUCCUACUGGGUUUGCUCCUCCCUACGUCCCCCAGCCUGGCGAGACCUUCCUCGACCAUAUCAUCUGUGAGAUCAUCGACGACGCUAAGUCUGGCGGGGAGAUGGAGAGAUUGAAGAAAGCCUUGGAUAUCGGCUUGCAGGGAUAUGGGUGGAUCGGGCCAACCGGAGGAGAAAGUUGGUUGCAGUUGAGUGAAGAAAAGAUGAAGCUCCAUGGUGACAAGAUGGAUACUAUGACUGGGUCUCUCGGUCCAGGUUUUCUUUCCGCUACAGACUUUCCAGCUCUUCCAUCCGUUUCCGGAGCUGCUUCUAGAGCUACCUUAGGGACCGCAACCACCCCUCUUGAAACUAUUGCAGAGCACCCAGCUCUAACAGCCCAAAAAGUUGCCCCAGCUCCUUCUAAGCUCAGAUACGAUCCAUCAAAGAUAUUUGUCCCAAGUGUUCCGAUCCCUGAAAUCAUCUUCACCCCCUCGGAAUCGGCACCUGCGUCUACCAUUGGGUUGCUUACUGAGCUCCCUCCAUUGGCUAUUCUCCCUUUGCUCUUCGAAAAGUACGAGGAAGACGGCGAGGAAGUCAUUACCGACGGGUCAGGGACUGGUUCUAGCAUCCCCACGACUCCCGCUGCCGUCGAAAGCAAGAACGACCCUUACUCGAGCUCGGUAGUCAAGAUCUUGGACAUCGCUUCCCAACCGGUAUCCACUACCUCAAAAAGUCCAUCGAUCAGUGUCCCUUCAAAGACGACUACUCCUGCUCCAGAGGGCCCAUACCUCGGUGUCCCACAACCAUUACCAAAGACCAUCAUCGUUCCCUUCCGAGCCACCAGCGUCUCACCUCUUCCAAAUACGACUUUUAUCGAGAACCCUGGAUUUGUCCCACCGGCUGUGUAUAUUCCACCACCUCCACAGCCUAUCUACACAACGCCCCAAAUGGCGCGGCAAUACAACCCACCUGUACCAAUCCAAGAUCGUAGCUUUGGCCCUCCUCCCAUGGCCAAACUGCGCAGCCAGGACCACGUUGGUACUAAUAACAACAACAAUAACCACAAUAAUAGUCACAAUACGAACAACAACAACAACAACCGUUUCCAGUCGAAGCACCACUACAAUCGCUUCACUCAUAAUUACAAUCACCCUCACAAAUUUGCUGGUGGUCAUCAUAAUCACCAAUUCCAGCGCUACAAUCAAUUUGGCAACCAGGUUCGUUACCAAACGGGUCAUAACCCUCUUGUUCCGGGACCUAUGCCGCUUGGUGUUGGUGUUGGUAUCGGUCAUCAAGCCUUUAAACCGGUUACGGCUUCUCAGGUUUCUGGACCUAUUGGAGUCACUCCGACCUCUAAUACCUCUAAGGUUUAA